Canariomyces notabilis is the source of this 1112-nucleotide messenger RNA. RefSeq lists its product as uncharacterized. Bases 74 to 817 code for a protein of 247 amino acids. The transcript is spliced from 3 exons. The record is from RefSeq and is a predicted model, not a curated record. Lineage: Eukaryota; Fungi; Ascomycota; Sordariomycetes; Sordariales; Chaetomiaceae.
GAUCAAGUCACGAUAGGGCUUCGAGUGUGUCCGGCGACGAGAUGGGGGCGGGAUGCAAUGAUCCCAUUGCAAUAUGCCAAGUCAGCAUCUACGGGUGUCCUUCCUCUUUCUUGAGCAGUCGUUUGCGAUUAUACAGAUCCGUAUUCAGAACCCACUGAUCUACCUCAGCCGACAUCAAGGCCGGCAGCUUCCGGGCGCGCGGAUCGGUCGUCUGGUCCGACGGGCCGUGAUUAUGCACCUUGUGCUCCGCGUUGGGGUAGUGCAGCACCCACAGAUCGCUGCCCUUGGCCGUCUCAAUCACCUCGAACCUGAACAGGCAGCCGCACUUCUUGCUGGUCCGGUCCGUCGUCGGCUUGCGCCGCCCCUCCGCCUUGGCCCGGAGCAGCACCGCCUCGUCCACCGGCGCUCGGUGGUGCCGCGCUUCCCCGCCCCGGAAGCACGCCCACCGCACCUUGCGCUUGCCCGUCACCUUUGCCCCCGCGAUGCGCAUGCUGUAGCCCCGGGGCAGCGUCCACCGGUCCAGCUCCUCUUGCAUGGUUGCGCGCGACGAGAUGGUGUAGCCCUCCGGCGGCGGCUCCAGCGGUGUGGAGGUUACGGGGCCCGGGACGGUGCGGUGGUCGCCAGCGGGGUGGGGGACUCGCUGCUGCAGAGCAUGCGCCUGAUGCGGCGGGGUUGGUGCGACAGGCCCCGCCUGGGUCGGGCCUGGGACGGCGGUGGCGGUUCCGGUGGCGGUCGUGGAGGAGGAAGAGGAAGAGGAAGAGGAAGAGGAGGACAAGCCAGCGGUAGGAGCGCUCGGGCUCAAGUUGGAGAUCUUUAGAGCGGCUUCAAUGCGGCACAGGCGGCGGUCGAUAGACGCCAGGGCGUUGAGGAUGGUUGCCAAGUGGUUGGAGGGCAGACCAAGGUCCGCCAUUGUAGGUGCAAGUUGCGUUGCCUUAUGCUAAUCGUCCGUCGACGAGGGCAUGUAGUACCGUCGGCCCGCCCUCGGGUUCCCACGACGAGUGUGCUGAACUUCAGCUCUCUAAGGGCCGAAGUUGCGACGGAAGACGGCUUGUGUAAAAGGUGUGUCCGCACUCUCACUCCAGUGGCAAGCACAAACCCGGCUCGGGAAGUGC